GGCAGUAAAACGAUCCCGCUGUCGCCCCGGGGCCAAGCCCAGCUCCCCCGGCCGAUAAAAGGGGCGGCGGGAGGGACACCGCCCUCACUGCCCCGAGCUUCGGCAAAGGCGCGUGGGAUUCGGGAAUACCCUCUGGAGCAGCCAUGUCCCGCUCCGUCAGCUUCAGCUCCCGCUCGGCCGCCGGCCCGGCCGUCACCCAGGUCCGGGUGAGCUCCGUGUCCUCCACCCGCGGGCUCGGCGGCUCCGGGCUCGGCCGCGCCGGCGGCUUCGGCAGCUCCAGCCUCUACAGCCUGGGCUCGGCCAGGAGGGUCUCCGCGGCGGGGAGCGGCUCCUACAGCGUCCGCUCGGGCUUCGGCUUCGGGAGCGCGGGGCUGGGCGCCCUGAGCCCCGGCGGCAUCCAGGAGGUGACGGUGAACCAGAGCCUGCUGACCCCCCUCAACCUGGAGAUCGACCCCAACAUCCAGAGGGUCCGCAAGGAGGAGAAGGAGCAGAUCAAGACCCUCAACAACAAGUUCGCCUCCUUCAUCGACAAGGUGCGGUUCCUGGAGCAGCAGAACAAGAUGCUGGAGACCAAGUGGAGCCUCCUGCAGGACCAGAAAACCACCCGGAGCAACAUCGGGCCCAUGUUCGAGACCUACAUCAGCAACCUGCGGCGGCAGCUGGACGGGCUGCUGGGGGACAAGGGGCGGCUCGAGGGGGAGCUCAAGAACAUGCAGGACCUGGUGGAGGACUUCAAGAACAAGUAA
Lepidothrix coronata (blue-crowned manakin) is the source of this 746-nucleotide messenger RNA. Its product is annotated as keratin, type II cytoskeletal cochleal-like. The coding region runs from base 144 to 746 and encodes 200 amino acids. Gene Ontology annotation, biological process: keratinization; intermediate filament organization. The transcript is spliced from 2 exons. Gene Ontology annotation, cellular component: keratin filament. NCBI's taxonomy places the organism in Eukaryota, Metazoa, Chordata, Aves, Passeriformes, Pipridae. Gene Ontology annotation, molecular function: structural constituent of skin epidermis. The record is from RefSeq and is a predicted model, not a curated record.